Molecule: messenger RNA, 2642 nt
Organism: Alligator sinensis (Chinese alligator)
Lineage: Eukaryota; Metazoa; Chordata; Crocodylia; Alligatoridae
Gene: DR1
Product: down-regulator of transcription 1
Exons: 3
Coding region: 37-567 (176 amino acids)
Biological process (GO): negative regulation of transcription by RNA polymerase II; positive regulation of transcription by RNA polymerase II; chromatin remodeling
Cellular component (GO): negative cofactor 2 complex
Molecular function (GO): general transcription initiation factor activity; TBP-class protein binding; protein heterodimerization activity
Source: RefSeq, a predicted model, not a curated record
GCCGCGGGGUCGGAGCGCGGGAGCGAGCGAGCGAGCAUGGCUUCGUCGUCCGGCAACGACGACGACCUGACCAUCCCCCGGGCCGCCAUCAACAAGAUGAUCAAGGAAACUCUCCCCAACGUGCGCGUGGCCAACGACGCCCGCGAGCUGGUGGUGAACUGCUGCACCGAGUUCAUCCACCUCAUCUCCUCGGAAGCCAACGAGAUCUGCAACAAGUCGGAGAAGAAAACCAUUUCCCCCGAGCAUGUCAUCCAAGCACUAGAAAGUUUGGGUUUUGGCUCCUAUAUCAGUGAGGUAAAAGAAGUCUUACAAGAAUGCAAAACAGUAGCACUAAAAAGAAGAAAGGCCAGUUCUCGUUUGGAAAACCUUGGCAUUCCAGAAGAAGAACUCUUAAGGCAGCAACAGGAGUUAUUUGCAAAAGCUAGACAGCAGCAAGCAGAACUGGCCCAGCAAGAAUGGCUACAGAUGCAACAAGCAGCCCAGCAAGCACAGCUUGCUGCUGCCUCAGCCAGUGCAUCCAAUCAGGCAGGAUCCUCUCAGGAUGAAGAUGAUGAAGAUGACAUUUGAAAUUUACCAGCUGAGUUUCUAUCCCCACUAAGAAAUACUUUUCCUGCACAAAAAAAAACAGUGAAAUGAAUGCUUACCUGUAAUUUUGUAUGCAUCUUGGACUGGUCAUUGGUAUUCUAGGGAUGUCUGCUGUUGUGUGCUGUACAUGUAAAAACUGUCUUUUUGAACUCUUGAAGAGUUAAGGUUCAGUAUCAUAUCAACUUUGGAUUUUUAAUGGUGUAUAUGGAAAUUUUAGAUAGCAGUGCGUCAUUUAUUUGAUCAACAAACAGUGUUAAAAUAAACAACAAGUUUAUAAAAUAUAGUGAGAUUUAUACAGAAGCUCUAAAUCCACAUUUGCAUUUCUUCCCUUUUAACUAAACUGUAAAAUCUUACAUAGAGAAUUUUUAAUUGUUUUUUGUUUUUGGUUUCUUUUUGUGAGGGAGUGGUACAGUUGACACUCUGUUUAUGGGGGGAAAAAGCAAAGAGUUCAGUAUAGCAAAGUCUGGAUUCUUUGUCCUUUUUAAAAUGAGGAUAUAUAUGGCAAUAAAUAUUAUGUGCUCAAAUACCACAUUUGUUACAAAUUUGCAAGUGAUAUGUUUUCACCAACCUAGGGAAAGGUAUGUUUAAUAAAAGUUGUAUACAUUCAAUCUUUUUUUGUAUAAAGGUGAAGAAAAUAAACCCAUGGUUUUACUAUGACAUCUAUUGAGAGUCCUGAACUAAAUGACUAUUUCAUUUAAAAAAAAUGCCCAGUUUAGAGAAUUAAUGAUUCGUGUUAUUUCACUCCAAUUCACUGUUAACUGUUGUUGAUGGUAUUACUUGCAUAGUCCAGAUAUGUUCAUAUCAUUCAACUGUAAAGUUGGAAUUUGGUGAAACAAUUGUUUUAGUUCCGUUGACUUUACUGGGAAUGAUUUAAGUAUUCAAGCCUGUGAAGGCAAAAGUCAAAGUGAAAAGCAUGCUUGCGGUAAGAGGGAUUUCAUUUAACCCUUGGUUUGUCAUUGUUGUCAGCAUAAUGUUAACAUUUUCCGGACUAGGUUACCAAUGGAUUACUAAGAUACCUGGUGAAAGAUGACAUUUUCUUCAUUAAAAUUGGUUAGUUGCAAAUUAUUCAGGUCCAGGAUUAGUUAAGAAAGCAUGCCCCAAGCUUUGUCAGCAGAGCAUGGUAGAGAAAAGAGAAAGUAGUCCUUCUGAUGGGCUUACUUCAAAAGUUAUGUUUAUAUUAAUGGAUGGACAACUGUUCUUUGUGUUGAAAUAAAGCACAGUGUUGUCCAUGAGAGAAUUUUAAUGUGUCACUUGAAGAAAUAUUGGCAUAUCUUCUGGUACACCUUUUUUUGAACAGACUGGAAGAGCCACUUGCAUACUAGUAUAGAUGAAGAGAUCAAGUAGCCAUAUAAGACUGUGUUGUGGUGUUUUUUUUGUUUGUUUGCUUUUUUAAAAAGUAGUAUGCCUUCAAAUAAUUCUCAUCAAAGUUGACUGAACUGUGGGUGCAGCAGGCUGUUUACAUAAUGAUGCGAACAGUGAUGUGCCCAUUUUUAAGUACAAUUGGGAUAUAUUCAGAUCACAACGAAUCACACAAUGGCUUUUGAUUUAAACGUUAGAGAAGUUAAGUUACAUAUUGAAUAAAUUUGAACACUUCCUAAAUGCAGUCGUGGCUCGGAAAGGAAAGAUAAGUUUGAAUGUUUAAGUUAAAAAACAAACAAACAAAGAAUGUUCAUGGCUAUUACAUGAAAUAUUGGACAAGGUUUAACUAAGGGAAGUGCUUUUCUGUAAAGGUUUAAGUACCAAAGGUAGUAAAUCUAGUCUAGUGAAGCAAUGUUAAUGUGCAGUGUUGGCUUUUCUAAUUUGUACUGUAACACCUCUACACUUUCUAUUUUAAAUUAGUUUUUUCCUUAAAAAAAAAAAAAAGAAAAAAAAAAAAAGUAUAUUUUCACACUUUUGUUUCUUCUGAUGCAGAAUUCAGGUUAACAUUUUACUGCAUCUGGUAUGUAUGGUAUAAUAUGUUUGGAUCCUUGUGAGCUUUCUUUCCUUUGGACAUCCUUGUGCUUUUUCAUAUGCUGUAUUCUUCAAGCAAUAAAAUUCUGAUGUGUUUUUAUAAAAUG